Molecule: messenger RNA, 1641 nt
Organism: Danaus chrysippus (African queen)
Lineage: Eukaryota; Metazoa; Arthropoda; Insecta; Lepidoptera; Nymphalidae
Source: the annotation of a GenBank genome assembly
AUGGACUCGACCUUGUGUGAUUAUAAUGAGGGUGAAAUACCUAUAUGGCAAGAGCCGCGAUGCGAGCCGCUGGGUGCCCCAAAAGAAAACCUCUGUGAUGAAGAGUCCCCGGAACAGAUCCCUGGUGAUAGAAUACACGCAUUGGAAGAAGAGCAAGAAAUACUAUCAUCCUCCGUCUUUUCUUUAACUUCUCAUCUUGCUCAAGUUGAAUUUAGAUUACGACAAAUCUUAAAGGCUCCCCCGGAAGAGAAAGAUGCUAUGUUACAAGCAUUGGAAGAAUUUACUUCUCGUGGGGUUGAUUCUCGAGCUGCUCCUCAAGGUAGUGCAGGGGAACCAGCGUGUAACGAGUGUGUGGAAUUGGAACGGAAAAUAAGGAAUCAAAGAGUAAAACAAGCGCACUUUAUCGAAAGGCUAAAAAAUCAAUUAAAAGAAUUGGAAAGAUACACUUCUGGGACCUCAAAUUCGAUUGAUGAUACUAAACAAAGAUCAUUAAUAGAACAUUUGAGAAAUGAAAUUGACCAUAGCUUGGAGGAAGGAUGCCAUCACCCGCUCACAACAGAAGAAUUGAGACAUCAGAUAGACUGUGCCGUUCGUCAAUAUACAGACAGACAGCUUUCCAAAGAAGAAAUUAUUACUAAACUACAAACACAUAUUGACGAUAUGCAGAAAUUUAUAAAGUUGAUGAAAAAUGGUGAUUUAAACAGCAAUACGAAAUCGAGAACAGCAGAGCCUAAAAAAGUUGGUAAAUCAGAAACAUUUGAGAAGAAUUUCAACCGCAACAGUGUAAAUAAUGAACUAAAAACAGAAACAAUAAAUCUUAUGAGAAAAGCUUCCACUUUAAUACAAAUAUUCACGGUGUCACAGUUUGGUUGUUCACCGAGUAGCAGUAAGAGAUAUGAUAGAUCAUCAACAAUUGUCACACACUGGGGUAAUUUAAGAGCAAAAUUAGAAAUGUCUAUAGAUGCAGUACUUCAUAUAGUCUCAAGAGAGAGGGCUUCACACACUUAUAUUGAUAAUUAUGACAGUGAAUCCGAGGAAGGCGGCCUAGUGAUCAAUGAUGUACCUCUCACAACGGCUGUAAGAAGACAUCUUGCUAUUAACCUUAGAGAUUUACUGCAACAUGGUUUAGUACACCCCGAAUCUAAAUCCCUAGUACCUAUAAUUGGUUGUUUCCCUGUCCGUAGAUCCUCAACAUCAAGAUGUGUACAUAUAUGGGAAUUAAUUUUACGCUAUUAUGAUUUAAACGAUGGUGAUAAAUUUAAUUCGACACCGGCAAGGAAACUCAGCCAAAGUUUCAACCUAGAUAUUGUUGGAAGCACAUCCAUUACUAAUAAGCAGAGUCUUUUAAGUGCGAUCGGUAGUAUUUUAGCAUCACAUACCCCAUAUAAAAGAAGCUAUGAUGCUCAUUUCAAAGCCUUUGUAUGUGCAGCUCUUAAUGUACACAAACUUGUUAUAUGGUUGAAUAUUAUGUUGAAAUGCAGAUUGUUAAUAGAUUCAUACUACCUGUCCACUAGUUAUGUUGUCAAUACAGGUUUUCAAGACACAUUGCAAAGUCUAGAUCGUCUUACACCCUAUAAUUUUGAUUUGCCAGUUGAUCUUGCCGUCAAACAGUUUCAGAAUAUCAAAGAUGUGUUUAUGUAA